CAUCCUUAAAGCUCACAUACAAGACCCUGCAGCAGGCAGCCUUGUUCCACUCAGUAUAAGAGGGGCGAUCAGGGUGGAUGGCUCCUUUUGUAACAGAAGAAAAGUCAGCAAAGUGAGAAGAAGAAGAAGAAACCAGGAGGUUUUAUUUAAAAAAAAAAAGUGGAAACAACUUCUGAUACUGAAACUGUGAGAUUAUAAAAGGACACAAGUUUAUUGCCUGGAAGGAACCUUUGUAUAUUGAGAGAAAAAAAGAGAGAGAGAGAGAGAUAUCGACUGCUACAAUGAAGGUAUUGCUUCUCUUAUGCUCCUGUAUCUUAGCCAUCCAUGCCCUGCCUUUUGAGCAGAGAGGAUUCUGGGACUUUUCCCUGGACGAUGGAAUGGCUAUGAUGAAAGAUGAGGAGGCCUCGGGAGUAGGUCCUACACCUACUGACAGUAUUCCAGAUGUUGGUUUGUCGCCCAUGCCACCUAUGGAUUUAUGCCCUUUUGGGUGUCAAUGUCAUUUGCGCGUGGUGCAGUGCUCUGAUUUGGGUCUCACAUCUGUGCCCAAAAACCUUCCGAAAGACACCACUCUCUUGGAUCUACAGAACAACAAAAUCACGGAAAUCAAAAAGGACGACUUCAAAGGACUCACCAACCUGUAUGCUUUGGUUAUAGUAAACAACAAGAUAUCGAAAAUCAAUGAAAAGGCCUUUGAGCCCCUGCAGAAGAUGCAAAAACUGUAUAUCUCUAAAAACAACCUUGAGGAAAUACCCAAACACCUUCCCAAAUCUCUGGUGGAGCUGCGUAUUCAUGAAAACAAAAUCAAGAAGGUCCCUAAGGGCGUCUUCAACGGACUGAAGAACGUGAACUGUAUUGAAAUGGGAGGUAACCCUCUGGAAAAUGGAGGCAUUGAGGCUGGCGCAUUCGACGGCUUGAAGCUGAACUACUUACGUAUUUCGGAGGCAAAACUGUCUGGCAUCCCCAAAGGUCUUCCAAGCAGCCUGAAUGAGCUUCACCUUGACAACAAUAAGAUCCAGGCAAUUGAAAAGGAAGACCUUAACCAGUAUGCUAGCCUGUACAGACUGGGUUUAGGACACAACAACAUCCGCAUGAUAGAAAACGGCAGCCUGUCUUAUAUGCCUGUUCUGAGAGAGCUUCACUUGGACAAUAACAAACUCUCCAAAGUGCCCCCAGGCUUACCAGACAUGAAAUUACUGCAGGUUGUGUACCUGCACUCCAACAACAUCACCCAGGUCGGCGUCAAUGACUUCUGCCCUAUAGGAUUUGGAGUGAAACGUGCCUACUACAAUGGAAUUAGCUUAUUUAACAACCCCGUUCCCUACUGGGAAGUGCAGCCGGCCACUUUCCGUUGCGUCACCGACCGAUUGGCUAUCCAGUUUGGCAAUUACAGGAAGUAAAGAAGGUGGAACAUGAAUGCAGGAACCCCAUUGUAAGAGACAUAAAACAGACAUGAAGAGAGCAGAAGAAACAAACCCACAAAAAUGACCAAUUAUGUUUAAUACAAGGGUGUGUAAGACCUAAAAACAAUAAUAACCCCCCUUCCGACACCCAAGUGUAGGUAUCUGCCCUGCCCUGCCUGUCUUACUGUCUUCUGGCGCCGGUGUAUAUAGAACAUGGAAGGAUGUGCAGGUAGCGCUAUUCUCAUACAACCACAAAUUGUGUAAACCCACCCCAGUACCCACACAAUGAUAAGCUUUUGCUCAUUGCAUUGUGCUUGAAGCUCCCCCUUCCCUUUAAUAGGAUGCUUGUAGCAUUGUACAAUGGCCAAAUCAACUGCAAGCUUUUGGUUCUUAUACCCCCUACCAUUCCAAUACAGUAGUCCUUGAGCAGUCUGUAUAUAGGCUUCUGCAGUCACACUAACAGCUCACAAGCACCCAGUUCAAUCACUCUGCUUGAGCUGCCAUAUGUCUUUAUUUUCAUACAUAUCACCCUUAGAAGAAUAUCAUUCCACUUCUGUAGUCUUUAACCCCUUCAGUAAUGAGAUACAUUGCAGAGCAAUGGCUUGUUUACCCUCACAUCACCUGAUAGGUCUUGCCAGCAUAUUGGUUUCAUCAUAUUUAACCCCUUAUUUAAGUUAUGAUGACCACUUUUGCUUUAGGAGCAAUUAAGCGGCCUGGAAUAAUGGCAUAGCACUUUUUACUUGUGUGUUCACAACUUCAUGCAAUUUUAUUUUUAAGUAGAAAAGUCAUAUGUAUCCCGCCUCGAACCUCGCUGGGGAAUAUGCUUGGUCACAUUGCCAUCUACAGGAGGAGAAAAGGCACUGCAUGAUUUAUAGGCUUCCAAAAAUGUGUCCUUUUAAAUAUAAAUUUCAUUAAUAAUCUAGCAAGAGAAGGAGGGUGAUUACACUGCAUAUGGCAAAGUGGAAACCACAUAACAAGAAGUCUUCUAGCGGAACACAAACAUUCCAUUUGAAAGACCAAAGAUCAGGGAUGGGAAGCUUAAAUAAUAUUCUGGAGAGCCUUGCCAUAUCUGAUUAUGCCAAAGAAACCCUCCCAUUUAUGCAGCUUAUGGGUAUAAAUGGAAAAGUGUAUUUUUAGGAAAGGUAGCAGUCAUUUCAGUUGGUGUCUAGUUAUUGUAUAUCCAGUGCGAUGUGAGGAUGGAAUACUUACAAACUGUGCUGAGCAUUUUUUUUAGCAUCAAAUAAUGAAGCAUUAAAAUAUUGUCUUUUUCUCCCUU
Xenopus laevis (African clawed frog) is the source of this 2676-nucleotide messenger RNA. RefSeq names its product biglycan S homeolog (gene bgn.S). Lineage: Eukaryota; Metazoa; Chordata; Amphibia; Anura; Pipidae. The record is from RefSeq and is marked provisional.